AUGGCCGCCACCCACACCACAGACCGCCGCCAAGUUCUGCAGGCGUUCGACGACACCAAGGCUGGCGUCAAAGGCCUCGUCGACGCCGGCGUCAGGACCGUCCCGCCAAUUUUCCACCACUCUCCCGAUCCCCAUCCCACUUCUUCCUCCUCGGCCACCAUCCCGGUCAUCGACCUCUCGGCCCGCCGGUCCGAUGUGCUCUCCCAUUUGAAGGCUGCAGCGGAGACAGUGGGCUUCUUCCAGUGGGUGAACCAUGGCGUGUCAGCCGGCCUCCUCGCCGAGAUGCUCGAGUCCAUCCGCCGCUUCCACGAAUCGCCGAAGGAGGCCAAGGCGCCGUACUACACACGCGACCUCACCAAGAAGCUCCAGUUCAACUCCAAUUUCGACCUGCUUCAGUUGCCGGCGGCCAACUGGCGCGACACCCUCUUCUGCCGAGCGUUCCCGGACCCGCCAGGGCAGGGCGAGCUCCCGCCCGCCAUGCACGGCGUCCUGCCAGAGUACUCUGGCGCGGUGCGCAGGAUCGCGGUGGCGGUGCUGGAGCUGCUGGCGGAGGCGCUCGGGCUGGCGCCAAACCGGCUGGAGGAGAUAGGGUGCGCGGAUGGCGUGAGCGUGGUGGGCAACUACUACUCGCCGUGCCCCGAGCCUCACCUCACCCUAGGCACCAGCCGGCACUCCGACCCGUCGUUCCUCACCGUGCUCCUCCAGGACUACGACAUUCCCGGCCUCCAGGUGCUCGUCACGGACAACGGCGGCGAGGAGGAUAAGCGCCAAUCGGUUCGGGUGGUCGUGCCUCCGGUGCCUGGCGCGCUGGUGAUCAACGUGGGCGACCUGCUGCAGCUGGUGAGCAACGGGAAGCUGAGGAGCGUGGAGCACCGGGUGGUGGCCUACGGCAGAGCCAGGGUCUCCGUGGCGGCAUUCGUCACCGCCAACCUGAAUGCGACGACGGCAAAGGUGUACGGUCCCAUCGAGGAUCUGCUGUAUUCGUCGGCGCCGCCGCUGUACCGGAGCAUCACCAUGCCGGAGUUCCUAUCCCACUACAACGGCAAAGGCCUCGACGGGGGCCCGGUGCUCGAUUAUUUCCGUCUUCCUCACCCCUGA
Messenger RNA from Lolium rigidum, 1098 nucleotides. Its product is annotated as DIBOA-glucoside dioxygenase BX6-like. The record is from RefSeq and is a predicted model, not a curated record. The transcript is spliced from 2 exons. Lineage: Eukaryota; Viridiplantae; Streptophyta; Magnoliopsida; Poales; Poaceae. Bases 1 to 1098 code for a protein of 365 amino acids.